AUGACCGGUCUGGUCGAGAAGCUCAGGAGGGUGCAAUGGCGCUCGUCGUGGAACACCUUCACGUCCCGCGUCCUGAGAACCAAACCCGUGGAGUCCAUGCUGGAUUCGUCCGCGUCCGCGUCGGGCACCAGCUCGCACGGCACCCGGCUGGCGCGCGUCUUGUCCACGGUGGACCUGGUGUCGCUGGGCGUGGGCAGCUGCGUCGGCACGGGGAUGUACGUGGUCUCCGGGCUGGUCGCCAAGGAGAUGGCCGGCCCGGGGGUCAUCGUGUCCUUCAUCAUCGCCGCCGUGGCCUCCAUCCUGUCAGGGGUGUGUUACGCAGAGUUUGGCGUGCGGGUGCCUAAGACCACGGGCUCGGCCUACACGUACAGCUACGUGACGGUGGGCGAGUGCGUGGCGUUCUUCAUCGGCUGGAACUUGAUCCUGGAGUACCUGAUCGGCACGGCGGCGGGGGCGUCGGCCCUCAGCAGCAUGGCGGACUCGCUGGCCAAUCACAGCAUCAGCGACUUCAUGAUAUCCCACAUCGGGACGCUCAGGGGUUUGGGUAAAGGGGAGCAGUCGUACCCGGACCUGCUGGCGCUGCUCAUCGCGCUGCUGGUGACGGUGAUCGUCGCUCUGGGCGUGAAGAACUCGGUGGGCUUCAACAACGUGCUGAACGUCAUCAACCUCGUCGUGUGGGUGUUCAUGAUGAUCGCCGGGCUGUUCUUCGUCAACGGGGACAACUGGGACGACGGGAAGUUCCUGCCCUUCGGCUGGUCGGGGGUGAUGCAGGGCGCAGCCACCUGUUUCUACGCCUUCAUUGGAUUUGACAUCAUCGCCACAACCGGAGAGGAGGCCAAGAGCCCCAACACCUCCAUCCCGUACGCCAUCACCGCCUCACUCAUCACCUGCCUCACCGCCUACGUCUCUGUUUCUGUGAUCCUGACUCUGAUGGUGCCGUUCGAUGAGAUCGACGCGGACGCCCCGCUCAUGGAGAUGUUUGCCGUGCACGGCUGCAUGUUCGCAAAGUACAUCGUGGCGGUGGGCUCCAUAGCCGGGCUCACCGUGUCCCUCCUGGGCUCCCUGUUCCCCAUGCCCAGGGUCAUCUACGCCAUGGCGGGGGACGGCCUGCUCUUUAAGUUCCUGGCCAAUGUGUCUUCCUACACAGAGACCCCUGCUGUUGCUUGUGUGGUGUCGGGCUUCCUGGCUGCCCUGCUGUCCCUCCUGGUAAGCCUCAGAGACCUCAUCGAGAUGAUGUCCAUAGGAACCCUGCUGGCCUACACCCUGGUAAGCCUGUGUGUCCUACUGCUGCGUUACCAACCCGAGGGCGACAUCCACGGCUUCGUGAACUUCCUGUCCGAGGAGCAGAACAACAAGAGGAAGGAGGGCGUCCUGGCCGAGUGCGAGAAAGACGCCUGCUCGCCGACCAGCGAAGCCGACGAGUACGGAGGCCCGGCCACCAACACCUGCGGGGCCAAGAACCUGCCGUCGCUGGGCGACAACGAGAUGCUGAUAGGCAAACCGGAUACGACCAGCUACGCCGCCAGCCACCCAAACUACGGCACGGUGGACAUGACCUCCGGCAUCGAGGCGGAGGAGUCAGAGGGCGGGCUGUCCCGGCGGCUGAAGAAGCUCAUUGGACCGCGCUACUACACCUUGAGGAUCCGAUUGGGCCUCCCGGGAAAGAUGGACAGGCCAACGCCCGCCACGGGGAAAACCGUGACCGUGUGCGUGCUGCUCCUCUUCAUAUCCGACUUUGCUUUCUGCUCCUUCAUCAUUUUUGGAGCGAGCAGUAUCGGGGAGGGUCGCUGGUGGGCUUUGCUGCUGUUAAUCGUCUUCGUCCUCUUCCUCGCCUUGCUCGUCGUCAUCAUCCUCCAGCAGCCGGAGAACCCCAAGCGGCUGCCCUACAUGGCGCCCUGCGUGCCCUUCGUACCCGCUUCGGCCAUGCUGGUCAACAUCUACCUCAUGCUCAAGCUGUCUGCCAUCACGUGGAUACGAUUCUCGAUCUGGUGCAUUGUGGGUGUGAUCAUUUACUUCGGCUACGGCAUGUGGCACAGCAAGCUGGAGAUCAAGGCCCGAGAGAACGAGGUGCACGCCUCCACCUACCAGCGCUACGACCAAGGCGUGGACGAGGGCUUCUGCGGCUUCGACGACGACUUCUACCCGUCCACCGCCGCCGCCGCCCCGCCCGCCAAGGCCGAACCCGAAGGCGACGGGGCGCCGCAGAAAGGCGGAGGGCGAGGAGGCGGCGGGACCGCGGCCAAUCACGGCCUCGCGGAGGAGGACCCCAUGGAUUUCUGA
This is a messenger RNA of Cyclopterus lumpus (lumpfish), 2280 nucleotides long. It is a transcript of the gene slc7a14a, whose product is annotated as solute carrier family 7 member 14a. The transcript has 9 exons. The coding region runs from base 1 to 2280 and encodes 759 amino acids. Gene Ontology annotation, molecular function: amino acid transmembrane transporter activity. Gene Ontology annotation, cellular component: plasma membrane. NCBI's taxonomy places the organism in Eukaryota, Metazoa, Chordata, Actinopteri, Perciformes, Cyclopteridae. Gene Ontology annotation, biological process: amino acid transport; transmembrane transport. The record is from RefSeq and is a predicted model, not a curated record.